Messenger RNA from Acaulospora colombiana, 585 nucleotides. The record is from the annotation of a GenBank genome assembly. Lineage: Eukaryota; Fungi; Glomeromycota; Glomeromycetes; Diversisporales; Acaulosporaceae.
AUGGUAGACAGGACACGUUCUAGCUCAAAGGGCGCAGUUUUACCAUUAAUAGCCGUGUCUACUGGGAAAUGGACACGUUCUAGCCCAGGAGGUACGUUGCAAGAGACACCGGUAAAGUUGUUACGACAAACUCGUGCACGAAAGGAAUCGAGGCUGGAAGGUAUUUUGAACGAGCUAUCGGUUGACGUGAUGGAGGAUAUCGUAGUGAACGACGGUGCGCCUGCCAGUAGUCUGAUUCCUUCAGAAUCCCUUCACCACCUUUGCCGGAAAAUUUGCAGACCGGAAACUCAAUCCAUCUCUUGCUAUUUCGAGUUUGGCAAAGCACUCAAGGAUCGGCUUGACGGUCUCAUAGAGAAAAGGUUUGUAAAUGCUCGAGAAACACUAAACAAAGAAGUUCUUCGUAAUUUUCCCGCCGGCACUUCUCUCAAUUUUGCAAAGAGGAAAAUGGAAAAGGCCCGAAAGAUAUAUGAUCUUUUCAGUGUCAUAGGUGUAAGCAAGAUUCAACGAAUUCGAUCGUUCUCCGCGGAUGCGAUUUCCUCACUUACAAAGGAUGAGAUCGGGUACAUAAAAGGAAAAUUCUCAUAA